AUGGCACCGUUUAAGCUAAAGUUCCGCAUGGGUAGUGGGUCGUCGCGUAGUACCUCUCAGGAGCAGGAUGUCGUUGUAGAUAGCCAAUCCAAUCCGGUCGGGACGCUUCUUUUGAACAGUGCGAGCGCAAAUGACUUUGGCAGCAGCACCACCACCCUUGACUCAGAGCAGAAUAACGAUAGCCUUGUCUCGAUGAGCAACGACCGGCGCGCCUUAAUACUGACCAGUAACACUACCGACGAACCAAUACUAGGAUAUGACAAUCCGUCACUCACCAACACAGAGUCCACAAACGUUAUACCACUAAGCCCACCGCCCUCGUACGAGCAUGUACUAGAAGAGAAUCGCCUCGCAGCGUUGGAUAAGGAAAACAAUCGAACAUCGAUACUGAACCUCUCGCCGACGGCACUCGGCUACGAAAUGAUGUCGAACAAUCGGUCGUCCCAGGAGCAGCUCGCCCCGGCCGGUUCGGAGCAGCAAGGAUCGCCCGGUGGUACGCGCAAACAGGAGUCCAUCGAUUCGUCCCUGUACACCUGCAGCUCGACGACCACGCCGUCGCAGGAGAACCUGCUCACCUGCACCGGCUCCUGCGAUCCGCUUUACCAGCUCAACUGCAACGAAGGCCUGCAGGAUCUUGCCGAAGAAAUGGAAACAAUGGCCAUGGACGAGACAUGUCUUUCGAACGAAAACCAGGAUACACUUUCGCUGGACGAAGAGUGCAGCUCGUACAGCAACUCCCAGCCGAUCUACGAGCAACAACACGCUCCACCCAAGCCGGAGGUGAAGGGUCCGGAGAUUCUGUACAAAUCGAGCAAGCAGCUGUACAAAGCGGUGGCCAAAGAGUGCGGCAUCACCUGCAAGAUGUCCGACCAGUGCCGCUGCCUGGAUUGUCAGAGUCGGUACUUUGACUGCGAGUACGAUCAGAACGAAAAUGAAAAAACUGACGGAGGACUAGGCGCUGGUACGCCCAUGUUCAUCAGUGAAGUUAUGCACGGCACGGCGUGCACCAUCCUUUAAGCCUCAAA
This is a messenger RNA of Anopheles coustani, 1025 nucleotides long. RefSeq lists its product as uncharacterized. The coding region runs from base 1 to 1017 and encodes 338 amino acids. NCBI's taxonomy places the organism in Eukaryota, Metazoa, Arthropoda, Insecta, Diptera, Culicidae. The record is from RefSeq and is a predicted model, not a curated record. The transcript has 5 exons.